Molecule: messenger RNA, 579 nt
Organism: Leguminivora glycinivorella
Lineage: Eukaryota; Metazoa; Arthropoda; Insecta; Lepidoptera; Tortricidae
Exons: 1
Coding region: 1-579 (192 amino acids)
Source: RefSeq, a predicted model, not a curated record
AUGGAUUUACGAGUACAUAACCCUAAAGGACUAAUCCAGAACAGACCUACUCUGUCAUACGUUGCGGACCUUACGACCAGGCUAGACAUCACUGAACAGCACAACAGGGCCAGUAACAUUGAAUUACACUGCAUUCCGGAGCACCGAAGCGAGAACUUGCUCACAGUCGUGAAACAAAUUGGCAGAACAAUAGCAUGCGAAGUUACUGACCAGGACAUACAUCUGUGUACGAGAGUUGCAAAGAAAAAUCAAGAGAGCACGCGACCUAGAUCAGUAGUUGUCAAAUUUGGCUCUCCGAGAAUCAGAGAUCAGUUUUUAGCCCAAGUGGUCAAAUUCAAUAAGGCGAAUCCCAAAGAGAAACUUCACACUGGGCACCUGGGCAUAGGUGGUGACAAGAAGCCUGUCUAUGUUGCGGAACAUCUUUCACCAAAGAAUAAAUCUAUACAAGCUGCAGCUAGACAGGUGAAAAGGGACAAGGGGUACAAAUGGACCCAGCAGGGACGAGUCUUCCUGCGAAAAACGGAAACAUCGGAGUACAUUUGCAUUAAAAGCUUGGAAGACCUGCAGAAGAUUGUAUAG